Molecule: messenger RNA, 3211 nt
Organism: Alosa sapidissima (American shad)
Lineage: Eukaryota; Metazoa; Chordata; Actinopteri; Clupeiformes; Clupeidae
Exons: 4
Coding region: 124-1092 (322 amino acids)
Biological process (GO): cell surface receptor signaling pathway; cellular response to lipopolysaccharide; negative regulation of T cell proliferation
Cellular component (GO): external side of plasma membrane
Source: RefSeq, a predicted model, not a curated record
CCUAAAGCCCCAUGGUUUUGUGCUUGUGUUUGUGUCUGUGAAAGACAAUGAAAUAAGAAGUGAAAGCAGCGGGAGAGAGGAUGCCUGCAUCACGUCAUCACUCACACCCUCAGUACAUUUGAGAUGUUAUCUGUGUCCACAGGUGGGGUUGGAGCACUUACCCAUGAGGCCUUGCACCAGCAUACAGCCCCAGAGGUGCAGCCACAGACGACGAAAGACACUGCAGCCCCUGCAGCCCCUAAAGCCCUGCAGUUGCUCGCGACUCUCGGCCAGACCGCUCUCCUGCCCUGCGACCUCCCAGACCCCCCUCCCUCUCUGCGUGACCUCCGGCUCUUCUGGCAAACGGCCAAAAGACACGAGGUGGUUCACGUCUUCAUCAAAGGCCGGGAAGAGUUUGAACAUCAGUCCCCUGCCUACCAUAACAAGACCCGGCUCUUCACCAGUCAGCUGCAGUUUGGCAACUUCAGCCUGGAGUUACGCAACGUCUCUGAGCACGACAACCUCACCACCUUUCAGUGUGUUGUAUGUCAUGGCAGCCUGGACUGUAAGACAACACUGAUUGACCUGUGGACAGUGGAGAGAAAAGAUGAUGGUGGCAAGGAAGAGUCAGUAGCGCCCCCUGCUGACAGGAGGGUGUGGCACAUCGGUAUCCCAGCAACUGCUUGUCUGUUGGGGCUACUGAUACUGACCUUUAUUAUCUGCCUCUGUCCAGGCACUGGGAACAAGUGCAGCUCAUCAUCCCCAUACAACAGCACUGACCCAGAGCGUGGUAAGGGGCCUCAGAAUGACCAUCUGAUGGCAGAAGAGUCCACAGUGGAGCUGGAGAUGAGAGAGGAGGAUGGAGGAGAAAGAAAGAGGGAGAGAGAGGAGGAUGGAGAAGAGAGGGAGAGUGAUAGAGAGGAGGAUGGAGGAGAGAAAGAGAGGGAUAGAGAGGAGGAUGGAGGAGCGAGAGAACAGAAGCAGGAUGGAGGAGGGAGAGGACCAUGGCAGUGGAGCACCGCUCUCUGUCCCUGCAGAACGGACACAGUGGAGGACAACAACAACAACAACAACAACAGCAACAGGAGAACCAUCUCCGCCUUACCUGUGUGAGAAACAACCCUAGGUAUUAGCUAUGAUAUGCAACACAUAAUGACAUUAUUAUAUAUUAUAUAUACCAGAGCAAGCUAGGCUUCUCUAUAGAAAUGUUACUAUACGUACGGUUUCCCAAAACACUGAAGACUGUUUGAUUGAAUUGAAUGUCAUUUCCAACAUUUGAAGGUCCCCUUUGUCUUCAUAUUACUGCUGCCACAAAAACAUGACAUAAUGGGUGUUCUUUUUCUUGUUUUGACGUAUAAUAAGCUGGGCAAUGUUGAGAUAUGUUUCCCUACGUAUACUGACCAGCAGAUUAUGCAUUACCCCUCACAUUAUAAAGAUAAUCAUAUUAAAGAAGAAUAAUAGUAAAGAUAACAAUUAUUAUUAAUAAUAAUAAUAAUAAUAAUAAUAAUAAUAAUAAUAACAAUAAUAAUAAUAAUAAGAAGAAGGUCGCUCAGAGAGUGCAGAAGUCCUCCAAGGCCAUGCAACUGAGUACCUGUGUGCAGUUGACAACCCACAGCUAGACCAACAGCCUGGUCUCUGCUGAAUUACUGUACUUAAACAGGCAUGGGCUUGGUCAGUACCAUUCUACUGCUAAGGUUUCCUGCCAUUCAGACCAUCUGUAAAAUAGACAUAGUUUCAUCAUUCAGUUAAUUCGAUGUCACUGACACUAUAUUACUGAAACUCCAAAGCCUCUCUUCUGGGUAAGUUUGUAUAUAGAUUUCAAAAACUCACAACUGACAAGUGUCCUACCUGUUAUUUACAUUUUUACACCACACAAGUCAGAAUGUCUAAGGUCUUUGCUUCUGGUAAAUCUGGGCCUCCAGUAUGUGCUCUCACAGCUUCUAGUGAUCAGAGAAACCAUGUUUAUAUAUAUAUAUAUAUAUAUAUAUAUAUAUAUAUAUAUAUAUAUAUAUAUAUAUAAAAUACACAUAUACAUAUACUGCAGCAGUAUUAAGACAGUAGCACAAAUAUUAAUAUAUUUAGGCUGUCCAUGAUUCAUGGUCAAACAGGUUUAUCAGGUUCUUCCUGUGACCAAGCUACAACUAGUUUUUUGCAUAAUCCUGAAUAGAGAUAAACAAGCUAACUGCACAUAAAUCAUGACCUCCUUAUUAGCAGAAAUGAUGAUGAUGGUGAUGAUGAUGACAGUGGUGCACAGAGAAUAUGUUAACACUCUGGAAGGUUUUUGUAAAAAAGAAAAAAAAAGGUUUCUAUUGCGAAUGCAUUGGAUAUAUUGACUCGCCCCUUUAUCUGCCAGACAUGCCCAGACAAGCCCAGACAUGCCUUCUAGCCAAUGACGUGUUCUGGGUUAUGAGUGUAAUGCAGCACAGGAGCAUUGUUCUGAGUUAUGAGUGUAAUGCAGCACUGGAGUGCCCCCUCGUGGAGAGGAGGGACACUGUAUUUGAGUUGGAUGAGUGUUGUACAAAUGUAAUGAAUGAUAAAAACUUAUUGUGUUAACUUAACUAUUGUGUUUUUGUUUCAAAACCAUGUUAAUCCACUAGUAUCCUACCUCCCUUCAGGUCUUGCUUCAAAAGUGGAGCAACUUAUCCCUUUAUAGUAUAAACAAUGUAGCGUGUUUGGCAGACUUUUUUAAGUUUACGUUUUUCAGACAUAUACUUUUUGAUUUGUUGUCUUUUGGGAAGCGAUGGAAACUGAACCAUCAUUGACAAGAACACUUCGAUUUCAGUUUAGUAUAUAAAAACAAAAUGACAUUUUAGCCACUGAAUAAGUUCAUUCCAGUCAUAUGUACAACCACAAACAUCAUGUUGUCCCUGAGCUCCGUAACGACAUAUCAUAAAGGUUUGCAACUUUACACAGUAAAUAAUAAUCAGAGAAAUUGCACAGAAAAUGUGCAUGCUGUGAUAACUAUGUGCAUGAUGUGAUGUGCAUGCUGUGAUAACUAUGUGCAUGCUGUGAUAACUAUGUGCAUGAUGUGAUGUGCAUGCUGUGAUAACUAUGUGCAUGCUGUGAUAACUACAGUAUGUGCAUGCUGUGAUAACUAUCAAUUGUGUUUUACAGCUAAUCCUUUCGAGCCAAUCUUUUUAUUUUCAAAAUGUGUUGAAGAUUCAAGUUAGGUCCAUUGUAAGGGGCAUGCUAAAACACAUCCUUCCCCACUGAAUAAAGGCUUUUAAAACAA